Pseudogymnoascus destructans is the source of this 1062-nucleotide messenger RNA. RefSeq lists its product as uncharacterized. Bases 687 to 1022 code for a protein of 111 amino acids. NCBI's taxonomy places the organism in Eukaryota, Fungi, Ascomycota, Leotiomycetes, Thelebolales, Thelebolaceae. The transcript has a single exon. The record is from RefSeq and is a predicted model, not a curated record.
AAGGGUAAGGGGCCCGUAAAAUCUGGGGGGGGGGGGAAGACGAGGUGACUUCUAACGAAACAACUACAACUUCAUCCGAUUCUGUCCUCGAUAGGGUUGCAGCCUCCGCGAUUGGCCUUGCACGAAGUGCAUUUGGUGCAACGGAUAGCAAUGUAAUCAACGAUUCCGCCGCAGCAGCAUUAGCCACUUCGGGGAAGGGACAGGGCCAGCCGUCAAGUUCUGGCCAUGGCUCUGUUUGGGCCGAGAGCUCUCAGACCUCCCGACAACAGCCCUCGCACGGUGCCCAGCAGCCAGGCCCACAGGCUUUCCGGAGUUCACACCAAGAACAACACACUGCAUCUGCUGAGGCGGAGUUCUCGUCCUUUCUCGACGGAAUAGAUGCUUUUGGACCGUCUACUGAAGAUGGGACAAGGCCAGUGUUGGACGAAGAGGAUACCAGGUCUUUUGGCAGGGCACCAACGGCGCAAGUUUCAGGUCAGAAUUCAGAACCAUACCAAUUUCGCAGCGUCGAAGAACAAGAAAGUCAUGAUGGAGAGGCAGUGUUGGACAUACUAUCCGAAAGGCGGCAAGAGGUUGACUAUUUUGCACCUCAGAACAUCGAAGAUGAGAUAGAGGAAUGGAGGUUGACCGACGAUCAGACCGCAAAAAUCCAGGCCCUUGUCAAGGAACUAUUUCCUUCCUCGGAUAUGCACACUGGUACAGACGUCUCCCACCCACAUAAUCUACAGCCCGAUACGUUCAGAUCUAACGAUAUGAGCACUUGGCUGCCGGAUGAGUAUGCUCAAGAAUCCUACUCUCAUUUUGGGCAAGUUCUACCACAAGAGGAAGCAAGCAGUCUAUGGAUUGAGCAGUGGGAAGGUGUUUUGACGCGGUACGCUGACGACGUUUGGGGUGGGCUGUUGCCGUUGGUGAGAAAGGCCAGAGAGGAAAUUGAGGAGAUCAAACAGGCAGAAGAUCCUAUCGAUCAUCGCCCAAAGGCUCUCAGGAGACUAGGUCAAGUACUUGCUCAUUUUAAAUCGUAGUGUAGAUAUACCAAUAGAAUGCGAUGAAGGUAUUGAGCCA